AUGAGUAUCUUAAGUGGAAUGGAAACGCUGAUUAUAACGGCAGUUAUUCUGUUACUCACUGCCAGUUGUCGUUUGUAUCAGAAGCGAAAAUACUAUCGCGGUGUCACCUCUAAGUUGCCCACCUUUUACGGUAUUCCUUUUAUUGGAGGACUUUAUCAAAUGCUUGAUGUAAAUAAAAUACUUCAUAAUUUUAGUGUCGGCUUCGACAAGAUAAAUGCUUUAACCGGUUGCACAUGGGUAGCGACAACGCCGUACGUGGUGACCGUCGAUCCUAAGGUUAUCAAGCAUGUCGUGUCCUCUUCUGAAUUCCUUAACAAAGCCGAAGGACUAUAUAAACACUUUCAGAACGAUGUAUUUAAUGGACUCAUCAUUACUCCAGCAAAAAAAUGGAAAGCCGAUCGUAAGAUUAUAAGCCCCUUCGUUGCGCAUAAUAAUAUCGUUGCCUGGCUUCCUGCCUUCAAUGAGAAUUCAAUUAGUUUAAAGAAUAAGCUUGAAAGAUUGGCUGGACAGGGUGAACAGGACAUUUAUACAAUUAUCAAAGAAUGUCGUUUACAACUAAGUCUUUUAACUAUUAUGGGCUUGAACUUGGAAGAAAAUAAGGACAGUCACAGGGAAAUUAUAGAAGCAUUUAACAUAUUUUUCGAUCACAUGGGAAAGGACCUUUUGUUCGGUUUGUUCGGUGUAGCUUUUCUAUCCCGAACUCCACACUACUACAGAGUUCGUAAAUACCUCAAGGAAUUAGUACAAUCUCUCACUAAAAAACACCUUGCACAACAACUUCAGUCGGAGGCCAUGAACAAUGUCGUAGAAGACAAACAAUCGAUGGUUGAUAUAACUGUAAAGGCCAUGCGUCAGGGAUUAUUUAGUGAAAAAAAAGUAGUUGUGGAAGGCUUCACAAUGUUGGCUGCGUCCUACGAGACCUCUGCUGUUGUGUUAUACAAUUGUCUGCUGAUGUUGGCUAUGCAUCCCGAAAUACAAGAGCGCGUCUUCCAAGAGAUACGCUCUGUGUUUCCGAACGAAGUUAUAUCCGUAGAAUAUGAGGACCUGAAGAAACUUCCCUAUUUGGAUAUGUUUUUUUCGGAAGCAUUGCGUUUAGCUCCACCCAUAUCGUUUUUUGCACGAAAAACCGUCCAAGACAGCGAAAUCUGUCCAGGCGUAAUACUACCCAAAGGUGCGCAAAUUGCUAUAUCAAUUUACGAAUUGCAUAGGCGCAAGGAAAUUUGGGGUCCGGACGCAAGUCGUUUCAAUCCGGAUAACUUUUUGCCCGAGAACAUUGUAAAGCGGCAUCCAUAUUCAUACAUGCCUUUCUCGAAAGGCGCACGGAACUGUUUAGGCUUUCGUUAUGCUGAAAUUUCGUUACGUAUCGCAGUGAUACAUGCAGUGCGAAGUUUAAAAUUUUCCACAACUUUUAAAUAUGAAGAUAUCGUUCAUGUGCCACAUAUUUCACUGCGUUAUAAAGUCCAACCGCCAUUGAGCAUAGAGGUCAGAGCAAACUAAAUUGUGUUGAUUGAUGUUAUCAUUCGAGUAUACAUAUUCUAUAUGAUUUCUUAGGAACUGUAACUAUUCACUUAAAGCUAAUAAAAUAUACUGUUGUAUAGUGAGUAAAUAUA
Molecule: messenger RNA, 1610 nt
Organism: Bactrocera tryoni
Lineage: Eukaryota; Metazoa; Arthropoda; Insecta; Diptera; Tephritidae
Product: probable cytochrome P450 313a4
Exons: 8
Coding region: 1-1497 (498 amino acids)
Molecular function (GO): iron ion binding; monooxygenase activity; heme binding
Source: RefSeq, a predicted model, not a curated record